Prosopis cineraria is the source of this 1001-nucleotide messenger RNA. RefSeq names its product transmembrane emp24 domain-containing protein p24delta9-like. The transcript is spliced from 4 exons. Lineage: Eukaryota; Viridiplantae; Streptophyta; Magnoliopsida; Fabales; Fabaceae. Bases 198 to 842 code for a protein of 214 amino acids. Gene Ontology annotation, cellular component: endoplasmic reticulum-Golgi intermediate compartment; Golgi apparatus; endoplasmic reticulum. The record is from RefSeq and is a predicted model, not a curated record. Gene Ontology annotation, biological process: Golgi organization; endoplasmic reticulum to Golgi vesicle-mediated transport; intracellular protein transport.
UUCCCAAAUGGCACUUCAUAAUUCUUCAGACGACCUACGACGACGUGAUCACCGUCAUCGGCUGGAGAGAAGGGAACAGCCUUGUGGUUCACCGUGGUCGAUCUUGUCGCCGCCGGUGAAUCAAUCAAGUUUUGUUGUUCCUUUUUCUCUGCAAUAAUAAAAUUCAAUUCCUUCAAUUCAAUAAUUCUUCCACCAUCAUGUCUGGAUUCAAUCAUCAUCAUCUUCUUCUUCGUCUUCUGGUUGUGGUGGGCUUGUUUUCGUCUUUUUCUCAGUCAUUUAGGUUCGAGCUUCAACUAGGUCGCACCAAAUGCAUCACCGAAGACAUAACCAGCAAUUCUAUGACUGUCGGAAAAUACCACGUUGUCCCUAUCAAACUGGGUCUUCCUCCCCCUGAUUCCCACAGAGUCAACGUUCGGGUGACAUCAAUGCUUGGGAAACACUAUCAUUCGGCGGACCUAGUAAUAUCUGGAGAAUUCGCGUUCAUGGGAAUGAAUUCUGGAGAUUACGUGACAUGUUUCUGGACAAAUGCUCUUCACCAUAACUUGACCGUUGAUUUCGAUUGGAAGAUUGGUGUCGUGACCAAGGGUUGGUCUGAGGUUCUUAAGAAAGGUCAAAUUGAUUUAUUGGAGAUAGAGCUGUGGAAGCUACAAGGAACUGUUUCUUCCAUUCGUAACGAGAUGCAUUAUCUUCGUUCAAGAGAGAAGGAAAUGCAGGAGUUCAACAUAUCCACCAACGAUGGAAUGUUAUGGUUCAGCUCACUUUCACUUCUUAUCUGCUUAUCCGUAGUGGGAAUGCAAGUCUGGCACUUGAAAACCUACUUUGAGAGAAAGAAAAUCCUAUAAUUUAUUUUUAAUUUUUUUUGUCACAUUUAUUCUUUACCUUUUUUUUUUUUAACCCUCAGAGCUGCCGUAGAAUAUGUAACAGCUUUAUUCCAGUCAGCACAGGCUGUGCUAUGUAAAUUGUAGAGCUUGCAAAUAAUCAUUAUCUUUCAUUUCCUUCAA